This is a messenger RNA of Brassica napus (rape), 1047 nucleotides long. RefSeq lists its product as uncharacterized. The coding region runs from base 527 to 919 and encodes 130 amino acids. The transcript has a single exon. NCBI's taxonomy places the organism in Eukaryota, Viridiplantae, Streptophyta, Magnoliopsida, Brassicales, Brassicaceae. The record is from RefSeq and is a predicted model, not a curated record.
AGGAUUUGUUAAUUUAGGAUUUGGUAGUUUAUGUAUGAUUUGUUAAUUUAGGUUGUUAGAUUAUAAUUUUGUGUUAUUUGUAUAUUUAAAUUUUAUUAUUAAAAGUGUUACUGUAUAUAUAUUUUUUAAAAAUAUUAUUUUAAAUAGUUUUGAAAUUUAAAACAUUUAAAAAUUAGUAAAAUGAUAUGAGACAUAUAUAAUUUUUGAUAAAAGACUUGAUAACUCAGGACUGGAAUUAUAAAAGGCUAGUGGCUUUCCUCAAUUCUUACCCUAUAUUAUGACAUUUAACUUAUUAGGCUAGAACACGAAACAAGAUGUAGACAACAUUAGGAAGAGCAACCAAAAGAAAGACCUUAAUUUGAUCCUCAAUAAUGUCGAGAAAAAAAAACAAAAAGCAGACAAGGACAUUUGACUAUUCGCAUUUUCCUGUGUCACAAACAUAUCCUAAAUUAUAUGUCCCUCUAUAUAUCCACACAUGCUUGGUAGUUUUACAAUUCAUCAAAAUCUCAAAGCAAAAUAAGCAAAAAUGAAGAGAGAAGGUCGUCAACACAGCUUCGUUAGGACCGGGAUGAUUCACCAGUCGGGAUUUAAUCCGAGUCCCUCCAAUAAAUUUGUGAAUCGGCUUGAUUCACCACCCGCUUUUGGAGUAUUUACCAAAGUACCAUCAAAGCCUACCAAUCAUUCAAAAUCCACAAGAAAAUUUGACCGUGCCAAGUACAGUAAAUGCCACGUGUCACCGGCUAUGAAGUCUGCCGAUACAUCCAAGGGUGGCCAAAAGUUAAAGUCGACCGAUUGGUGGGUUGAGGGUAAGCUAAACCAGCUGAUCGGGUCGGACUCCUCCUCUGCUAGUGAUAUUUUGGAUACAUCAUGUGGUGAAGAUUAUAGUGGUCAUGUUUAUGAUUAUGAUGAUGAUUAUUAGUGUUCAAAAAGAAAAAUGAUGAUGAUUGUUAAUAAUCUCAUUAAGAAAUUCGAAAGUUGUUAUUUUUCUUAUAUGCUUGACUUAGAGAACAUUUGUAAUACUGGUCACGGAAACAAAAAGAAAACAAA